AUGACCAUUACCCUUCGUCCAUCAACUCCAUUCGAACCAGAAAACAAUGAUCACCAAACUUUCAUAACUCUCGUGCAAGAAGUCGACAACUCCAAACACGAAUUUUCAAUUCUUCGAAACAUCAAACUCUUUGAUUCUUCAUUUUUAUACACCAUCAAUUCAUCAUUCGAAUAUCAAUUCCCAAGUCAAAAUCAUUCAACACUUAUCAAAUGUUGCGUUGUUGAUGUGAACGUUGAUUUGUACAAUCUAAUCAAGACUUGUGAUUCUCUCCUCACAAUCUCUGUUCGUCAACAUCUGGCAGAGAAAUUGAAGCCUAUCUUCUCCAACCUAGACGUAUUUCAAGGUGUUUCAGAAUCUUAUAUUCCAAAACAAGGAAGAGAAUCGGCGAGAACUUUUGGUGUUGGUGAAGGAACUGAAGGUGAAGAUGAUAACAAACAAAAACCCAAGUCUGAUGAUCCGAAGGAUAAUGUAGCUUUGGUAUCAAUAGGAAAAGAGAAAAUUAUGGAUGAUGAUGAUAAUGAUGAGGAAGAAGAAGAAGAAGAUGAAAAUGUAAAAAUAAGAUGCAAAGCUCGUCGUGCUAAAAUUGAUGAAAACCAUCGUAUUGUUCGGGAAGCAUAA
This is a messenger RNA of Lactuca saligna, 618 nucleotides long. The record is from the annotation of a GenBank genome assembly. NCBI's taxonomy places the organism in Eukaryota, Viridiplantae, Streptophyta, Magnoliopsida, Asterales, Asteraceae.